Molecule: messenger RNA, 1443 nt
Organism: Salvelinus sp. IW2-2015
Lineage: Eukaryota; Metazoa; Chordata; Actinopteri; Salmoniformes; Salmonidae
Gene: churc1
Product: churchill domain containing 1
Biological process (GO): fibroblast growth factor receptor signaling pathway; multicellular organism development; positive regulation of DNA-templated transcription
Molecular function (GO): zinc ion binding
Source: RefSeq, a predicted model, not a curated record
CGGAAGUAGCUUCAGUGAAGAAAACCUUUUUUGUUGAGAAUUGAAAGAUAAUAAUUUACUGUCGUGAGAAAACGAGUCACGUCAUAUAGUUAGAGAUUACUACCCGUUUUUACUGUAUCUAUUGCUGGCUUUUUGAAAAGGAGCAAAAUGUGUAAUGGUUGUGUGCAGAAAGAGUACCCUGACAGGGGGAACACAUGUUUGGAGAAUGGCUCCUACCUGAUGAACUACCUGGGCUGUGCCAACUGUCACCAGAGGGARUUUGUGUUGAUCAGCAACAAGGCCACAGAGGAUGAGGAUGGAGAGGAGAUAGUCACCUAUGAUCAUGUGUGUAAAAACUGUGACCACGUCGUAGCCAGGCAUGAGUAUACCUUCUCUGUGGUGGACGAUUAUCAGGAGUACACAAUGUUGUGCAUGCUGUGUGGGAAGGCGGAGGACUCCAUCAGUGUGCUGCCAGAUGAUCCCAGGCAAACCGCCCCUCUCUUCUAGAAGAGUACAAUGACAGACUGAGAUGACCAGAUGUAAACAAUCAAGAACUGCUAGCUCAACAUGGACCAGAAGUCCCAUGAAAGAGAUAGACUAUUAGCAUUCUAGAAAAUAGAGCAGGUAUUCUAGAACACAUAUCACAUCUCAAACCCAUAUAGCCAUGCAUCUCUAUAUGGCUCUGCCCAGACAUAACAUUUCACUUAUAGAACACAGAGCUUGUCUAAAAUGGCAAGUCCUAUAUUCAUCAAAUUGAAGGAAUAAUACCAGUCUUCUUUAACAUAGACUUUUCAUCAACAGUAAGGGUAAGCAAAGACUAAAUAAUAUAGUACAUGCUACUCUUCUUUGACCACAGAUGUACAUACUGUCCAAUUUUGCUAGAAUUAGAUUUAGGGCCUAGUUCACUCAGUAACAACCCCCACCCCAUAAGCACUAUCAGAGAUUCAUCUUGGCUUAUCAGCGCGCAAGAAGGAGCUACUACCAUGUCACAUUACCUACGGAUCUACAUUAAGUUUAUUGAAGGUUUGGGGGCUAAGGGUUGUUUCUGUAUAGGGCCUAUGUUGGGGACUAGGGGUUAUUCCUGGACAGGGCCUAGGUUGGGGUUAAGGGUUGUUUCAGGACAGGGCCUAGGUUGGGGACUAGUGGUUGUUUCUGUAUAGGGUCUAGGUAGGAGCUAAGGGUUGUUUCUGGAUAGGGCCUAGAUUGGGGCUAAAGGUUGUUUCUGGACAGGGCUUAGGUUGGGGUUAUUUUUUAGGGCUUGGAACCCUAGUUAGACUGCUGUUAAGGAUAAAUAACUGUUACAGAUCACAUGUCUGUUUAAAUAGAUUUGACAGCAUUGUUUUUUAAAAUAUAAAUAUUAAGUAAAACAAAUGUUUGUAUGUUGGGGGGGCAAUGGAACUUGACACUUUGUACGCAUUUGUUGGUUGCAUCGUAACGUAAUAAAGACAACGUGUAGGUAGUCUA